Messenger RNA from Didymodactylos carnosus, 1059 nucleotides. NCBI's taxonomy places the organism in Eukaryota, Metazoa, Rotifera, Eurotatoria, Philodinida, Philodinidae. The record is from the annotation of a GenBank genome assembly.
AUGUGUAUGUCAAACAAUUACCACAUGACAAACGAACAUCGAAAACGACAUAGCUGUCGGCAUGAACAUAAUAAUGUAACAAAUUACGAUGGUAGUGCUCAGAAUAGUAAACAAACCCCAUCUCCAAAACGAUGUGUAACUAAAUCGAAAAGAAUUCAUGGGAAAAGACGGCAAAUGAGAAGAGAAAAAUCGAUAGUACAUGAACUACAAUAUUUCAAGAGAAAAAAGCAAUUGAAACAGCAGCAACAGAAACAUAGUUUACAAAAUGACGAAACCGAGGAGGCCAUGGCUAUCAAACAGAAGAUGGAAGUUCAACAACAGCAAACAAAUUAUGAAGUACACAACGCAGUUACAGCAGAAAUGAUUGAAAUUCAGCCUCGUGGCAAUAUCAGAGACAAUCAUUAUACAACAAGCCCUACUUCCAUCACAUCUAUUCCCUCUCCCGUCGGACUAAAAGCCAAACAACAUGAUGUACAAAUUGAAUAUCCAUCCAGCGCUUGUUCUAGAUCCAUUUCAAAAGUAUCAUUAAAUAACAAUAAUGUACUAUGCCUUCUAAUCAAUUCUGUAUUUGAUGAUGACGGCACACAAAUUAUCGAAAAUGCUCGUCAAUCAUUGGUACAAUGUGGUUUAAUGAUCAAUAAUGCACAAAUAUUGAACAUCGGAGAAUUAAUUGAUAUUGUGAAAACAUUUGUGAAAGAUGACCAAAUGAAAAAUUCAAGAGAACAAGCGACAAUGACUGAAAUGGACUAUUAUCAGGAGGAAAAGACAUUGGAAAAAAAUGUUAGUAAAACACAUGCUGGUCAUUGUCGUUCAACGUCCUGUUAUAGUUCUUGUCUAUCUCAUAUGGCAGAGAAUGAGCGGCGUCUGAAAGCUUUGGAAUUUAUACGUGCAUUUAUCGAAAAGACAAAAGAUGAAUUUUAUGAUUAUUUACGAGAUGAGCAAGGUAUCUGUGAGAAGAAGAGUACAAAUAUUUAUAAAAUGAUUAAACAAUUACUCAAAGAUAGUUAUGAACAACAACAUAUUAAACAAACACGAUCGACUUUACAUAGAUGCCCUUAA